AUGCAGCUUCAAAUGGAAAAAGACGAUUUUGCCCGAGAAACUCUUCGCCGCUCAGUCAGCCUUAGCAACCUUGAGGGUGCUUACAAAAACGCGCUCAAGCUGCAAGAAAAUUUAGAAAAAGAAAAUUCGGAGUUGCAGAUUGAAAGGACCGAGCAGCAAAAAGCAAUGACGAAGUUGAAGAAAGAAAAUGCCAAUCAGCAAAAAACAAUUACGAAGUUGGAGGAAGAAAAGGCCGUGCUGCAGCAAAAACUAGCUGCGUAUGCUUCCUUCGAUGCCUUUAUGAAGAUGCAACAAGAAAAUGCUGUGAAUAAUGCUGUGGCAGAAGCCUUGAUGAAACAACGAGCUGCUACGGAGCGAGAAAAGGAGGUCGCGAGAGAAGCAGGAAGAGAUGAAGCGUUUCGAGGCAUGGCGAAUGCCUGCAUGGAAGAAGGCCCCGAACAAAAAUCGCGACGAAAGAAAGCUCGACGAGGCACUGAGCGACGCUAA
Oikopleura dioica is the source of this 486-nucleotide messenger RNA. The record is from the annotation of a GenBank genome assembly. NCBI's taxonomy places the organism in Eukaryota, Metazoa, Chordata, Appendicularia, Copelata, Oikopleuridae.